GGGCUAGUCCCGGGCGGGGACAGGGCAGCGCCGGAAAGUCGUGAGGAGGGCGGGCACGCAGAGCAUCUUUAAAGGCCCACGACUCCCCGGAGGCGCCUUGACAGCCGCCGGCGGCCCCGGGCGAUCCCCACCAGCGCGCAGGACCCGGCUCCGCGCCCGAGCUGCCGGGGGCGCCAUGGGCCGCUACCGCAUCCGCGUGGCCACCGGGGCCUGGCUCUUCUCCGGGUCGCACAACCGCGUGCAGCUGUGGCUGGUCGGGACGCGCGGGGAGGCGGAGCUGCAGCUGCGGCUGCGGCCGGCCCGGGGCCAGGAGGAGGAGUUUGAUCGCGAUGUCCCCAAGGACUUGGGGCCCCUACAGUUUGUGAAGUUGUGCAAACACCACUCCCUGGUGGACGACGCGUGGUUCUGCGACCUCAUCACGGUGCGGGGCCCGGGAGCCUUCGAAGAGGCCGCCUUCCCCUGCUACCGCUGGGUGCAGGGCCAGGGCGUGCUGAGCCUGCCUGAGGGCACCGCACGCCUGCCAGGAGACAAUGCCCUGGACGUAUUCCAGAAGCAUCGAGAGAAAGAACUGAAGGAAAGACAAACGCUGUACUGCUGGGAUACCUGGAAGGAGGGGCUACCCCUGACGAUAGCGGCCGGUUGUCAAGACGAUCUGCCUCCGAACAUGAGGUUCCAUGAGGACAAGAGGCUAGACUUCGAGUGGGCGCUGAAGGCGGGGGCACUGGAGAUGGUCCUCAAACGUGUUUACACCCUCCUGAGCCCCUGGAACCGCCUGGAGGAUUUUGAUCAGAUCUUCUGGGGCCAGAAGAGCGCCCUGGCUGAGAAGGUCCACCAGUGCUGGCGGGAUGACGAGAUUUUCGGCUACCAGUUCCUCAACGGGGCCAACCCCAUGCUGCUGAGACGCUCCGCGUCCCUGCCCUCCCGGCUGGUGCUGCCCCCGGGACUGGAGGCACUGGGGGCCCAGCUGGAGAGCGAACUCCAGAACGGUUCCCUGUUUGAGGCCGACUUCAUCCUGCUGGAUGGAAUUCCAGCCAACGUGAUCCGGGGCGAGAAGCAGUACGUGGCCGCCCCCCUUGUCCUGCUGAAGAUGGAACCCAAUGGGAAGCUGCUGCCCAUGGCCAUCCAGAUCCAGCCCCCCAGCCCCAGAUCCCCAACCCCGCCACUGUUCCUGCCCUCGGAUCCCCCACUUGCCUGGCUCCUGGCAAAGACCUGGGUCCGAAACUCUGACUUCCAGCUCCACCAGCUCCAGUACCACCUCCUCAACACUCACCUGGUGGCCGAGGUCAUCGCUGUGGCCACCAUGAGGCGCCUCCCGGGGCUGCACCCCGUCUUCAAGCUCCUGAUCCCCCACAUCCGCUAUACCUUGGAGAUCAACACCCGGGCCAGAUCCCAGCUCAUCUCAGAAGGAGGGAUAUUUGAUAAGGCGGUGAGCACGGGUGGUGGGGGCCACGUGCACUUGCUGCGUCGGGCCAUGGCUCAGCUGACCUACUGCUCCCUCUGUCCCCCCGAUGACCUGGCUGACCGGGGCCUGCUGGGAAUCCCAAGUGCCCUCUAUGCCCAUGACGCUUUACGGCUCUGGGGGAUCAUCGCCCGGUACGUGGAAGGCAUCGUCCACCUCUUCUACCACAGGGACGACGUUGUGAGAGGGGACCCGGAGCUGCAGGCCUGGUGUCAGGAGAUCACCGAGGUGGGGCUGUGCCAGGCGCAGGACCGAGGUUUCCCUGUCUCCUUCCAGUCCCAGAAGCAACUCUGCCAUUUCCUUACCAUGUGUGUCUUCACAUGCACUGCUCAGCACGGGGCCAUCAACCAGGGCCAGGGUUGCAGUUUCUUCCCCCAGCUGGACUGGUAUGCCUGGGUCCCUAACGCCCCAUGCACAAUGCGGAUGCCCCCACCCACCUCCAAGGAAGAAAUAACGAUGGCCACGGUGAUGGCUUCACUACCUGAUAUCCGACAGGCCUGUCUUCAAAUGACCAUCACGUGGCAUCUGGGUCGCCGCCAGCCAGACAUGGUGCCUCUGGGGCAUCACAAAGAAAAGUAUUUCUCAAGUCCCAAGGCCAAGGCGGUAUUAAACCAAUUCCAAACAGAUUUGGAAAGCCUAGAAAGAGAGAUCACAGCCCGGAAUGCGCGACUUGACCUGCCGUAUGACUACCUGAAACCCAGCCGCAUAGAGAACAGCAUCACUAUCUGAGACCUGUGGCAUCCCCACCUCCAAGACUUCAGAUCAGCUCUAGGACUAACGUUUCCAGUUUGAAUGUCAUGGUUUCCAGAGUCUCUGCGGCUAAAGCUCUAUUUUCUCCCCCAACCAAAUCCC
Lontra canadensis (Northern American river otter) is the source of this 2311-nucleotide messenger RNA. It is a transcript of the gene ALOX12, whose product is annotated as arachidonate 12-lipoxygenase, 12S type. The record is from RefSeq and is a predicted model, not a curated record. Bases 176 to 2188 code for a protein of 670 amino acids. The transcript is spliced from 14 exons. Gene Ontology annotation, cellular component: sarcolemma; cytosol. Gene Ontology annotation, molecular function: linoleate 13S-lipoxygenase activity; arachidonate 12(S)-lipoxygenase activity; arachidonate 15-lipoxygenase activity. NCBI's taxonomy places the organism in Eukaryota, Metazoa, Chordata, Mammalia, Carnivora, Mustelidae. Gene Ontology annotation, biological process: linoleic acid metabolic process; lipid oxidation.